GCGAGCCGGCGCGACAGUGACGUAAGCCCCGAGGGCGGAAGCGAUCCGGCGCGGCGCUGUGACGCCAACCGGCGAGCGGAGGCGGGCGGGCGCGGCGCCAUGACGUAGUCCCCGCGGGCGGUGGCGCCCCCUCAUGCUGCGGCGCCCGCUGGCCGGGCUGGCGGCGGCCGCCCUGGGCCGGGCUGCCUCGGACGCCCGAGGACUUCAUGCUGGAUGCCCUUGGACCGUGCAGGAUGCGGAGGGGCGGAGAGUGGAGCCGCCUGUGCCCCCCCAAGGGAUGUCGGGACCAAGGCCCGUGGUCCUGAGCGGGCCGUCCGGGGCCGGAAAGAGCACCCUGUUGAAGAGGCUCCUGCAGGAGCACGGCAGUGUCUUCGGCUUCAGCGUGUCCCACACGACAAGGAACCCGCGGCCGGGAGAGGAGAACGGCAAAGUCUUAGUAGGGCUUCUGAUCCUGCCUGAUGCACAGCACAGAAGUCUCUGCAGCCUCCCCGGUGGCAGCCGGUGGUCUCCAGUCCUGGUGUCCUGGCUGUGGGCAGCCUCGAGCAGCUCUUCCUCCUUUGCAGAUUACUACUUUGUGACAAGGGAGGUGAUGCAGCGGGACAUUGCCGCUGGUGAUUUUAUCGAGCACGCUGAGUUCUCAGGAAACCUAUACGGGACCAGCAAAGCGGCCGUACGGGCCGUACAGGCCAUGAACCGCAUCUGCAUCCUGGAUGUGGACCUGCAGGGCGUGCGCAACAUCAAGAAGACUGACCUGCGGCCCAUCUACAUCUUCGUGCAGCCGCCCUCACUGGAAGUCCUGGAGCAGCGGCUGCGGCAGCGGAACACCGAGACGGAGGAGAGCCUGGCCAAGCGGCUGGCCGCCGCGCGGGCUGACAUGGAGAGCAGCAAGGAGCCGGGCCUGUUUGACUUGGUCAUCAUCAACGACAGCCUGGACGAGGCCUACCGGACCCUAAGGGAGGCGCUCUCCGAGGAAAUCAAAAAGGCCCAGGGGACCGGCCGCUCCUGAAAAGGCUCACGGCCGUCUGCCCAGGCGGCCUGGGGCCUGGUGCCCACCCAGGCGGGUGCUGCGCUCGCCUCAGCUGGGGCCAGGGUGGGUGCUGCCCAGCACUCGCCCCUCACCAUGGUGGAGGACCCCUGCUUCCCCGCCCCUGCCCCCUGCCCAGCCCUCCUGUGGGACCUGGCCCCGUUCUAAUAAAGAGCUGCUGGUUAGA
Molecule: messenger RNA, 1211 nt
Organism: Equus caballus (horse)
Lineage: Eukaryota; Metazoa; Chordata; Mammalia; Perissodactyla; Equidae
Gene: GUK1
Product: guanylate kinase 1
Biological process (GO): purine nucleotide metabolic process
Cellular component (GO): cytosol
Molecular function (GO): GMP kinase activity
Source: RefSeq, a predicted model, not a curated record